Molecule: messenger RNA, 1900 nt
Organism: Carassius auratus (goldfish)
Lineage: Eukaryota; Metazoa; Chordata; Actinopteri; Cypriniformes; Cyprinidae
Product: transcription termination factor 1, mitochondrial-like
Exons: 2
Coding region: 166-1236 (356 amino acids)
Biological process (GO): regulation of DNA-templated transcription; termination of mitochondrial transcription
Cellular component (GO): mitochondrial matrix
Molecular function (GO): double-stranded DNA binding
Source: RefSeq, a predicted model, not a curated record
GUUGUAGCGUGUCCUCCGGAGCGGCAGGCGGCGCUGUGACGCGCACUGAACACACACGAGUCUCUGCAGGAAACACCGAGCAGCGGCGCACACGUGCUCACAUCGACAGAUGAGCUGAGUGAUGCUACAGCGACAGAUCCUGCACUUCCUGCGGCCCGUCACAAGAUGUGUGUCACUUCCUGUCCCCCCCGCGCCUGCAGCUCCAAACACGCUCCUCCUCCGGAGAACGAGUCUCUGCUGGAGAACCUGUCCAUCCUGGGAGUGGACCUGGCCUCGGCUCGCAGACGGCAGCCCGGCGUCCUGAGGAGACACCUGACCAACGAACAAGGCCUGGCGCACUUCCUGCAGAGCAAAGGAGCGGAUCAGGAGACGGUGGCCAGCAUCAUCUCCCGCUUCCCGCGCUCCAUCACACGCUCCUGCGAGCACCUGGAGGAGCGCUGGAGGCUGUGGAGGAACGUGUUCAGGAGCGACGCCGAGGUGCUGGGCGUCCUCUCGCGCUCGCCCGAGUCCUUCUUCCGCUCCAGCGACAACAAGAACCUGGAGGAGAACAUCUGCUUCCUGAUGACGCUGGGGAUCACGGCUAGAGACCUGCACCGGCUGGUGACCACCGCGCCGAGGACCUUCUCCAACAGCGUGGAGCUCAACCGGAGCAUGGUGGAGUUCCUGAAGAGCGUCUGCGUGAGCUUCGGCGGGAAGGACCCCGAGCGCUUCGCCCGAACCGUCAUCUCCAGGAACCUGUACGUCUUCAUCCGCAGCACCGGCCGCAUCCGAGCCAACGUGGAGCUGCUCUCCGGAUCCCUGAGGCUGAGCCACGCCGAAGCGCUGGCGUUGUUCCAGUCGCACGGCGCGCAGAUCCUGGACGUCUCGCACGAGAGCCUGAAGAGGAACCUGGAGAGCCUGCGGACCAAGCUGCACUCGCUGGGCUGCGGCGAGGACGAGCUCAAGAGGAUGAUCCUCAACUAUUCCCUGGUGCUGUUCGUCUCGUCCGAGCGUCUGAACCAGAAGCUGGACUGUCUGAUGGACGGAGGGAUCCACGUGCAGCAGGUCGUGCAGAAACCCAAGGUCCUGGACUUCAGCAUCGACUGCAUCAGACAGCGUCUGCACGACCUGCACGGACUCGGAUACGACUUCCAGAAGAGCGGCAUCGCUGUGCUCGACUCCAGCAGGAAGCGCUUCCUCGCUAAACUGGAGAGACUGAGCUCGGCCGAGAACGAAGACGCGCGCUCGCCCUCGUGACAUCACGGGUGGGGUUUAAUUUAUUAAUUUAUGUUCCUAAAGAAGUGUCUUCAAAGUGUCUUCAAAAUUUGUUCAAAAAUACGGAAAAAUAACAGUUAUCUUGCAUAAUGUUAUUAGAAUAUAAAAUAAUGGUUUCUAUUUCAAUAUCUUUUAAAAUAUAAUUUAUUUCUGAGAUGCAAUGAUUAAUUUCCAUCACCAUUGCUCCAGUAUAAAGUGUCACAUGAUCUUUUAGAAAUCAUGAUAAUAUACUGAUUUAUUAUUUUAUAUUUCACUUUUUUUUUGGAAACUGCUGUAUUUUUUUUUUUAGGAUUCUUUGGUGAAUAAAAAGUUAAAUAGAACAGCAUUUAAUCAAAAUAUAAAUAUUUAUUAAUAAUAUAAAUGUUUGCUAUCACUUCUUAUCAUUUUAACACAUCCUCACUGAAUCAAAGUUUUAAUUUCUUUCAAAAAACAAGAAAGAAUAUAAAUGUGCUGACCCCAAACAUUUGAACUGUUGUGUAUAUUGUUUGAAAAGAUUUGUGUUCUAAAUAAACGCUCUUCUAUUUAACUUUUUGUUCAUCAAAGAAUCCUGAAGAUAAGUAUCACAGUUUCCACAAAAAUGUCAUUUUCAGUACUGAUAAUAAAUCAUCAUAUUUUCAUGAUUUCUGAAGAUCAUGUGGCACUGAAG